Alternaria rosae is the source of this 1425-nucleotide messenger RNA. RefSeq names its product mitochondrial import protein Pam17-domain-containing protein. Gene Ontology annotation, biological process: protein import into mitochondrial matrix. The record is from RefSeq and is a predicted model, not a curated record. Lineage: Eukaryota; Fungi; Ascomycota; Dothideomycetes; Pleosporales; Pleosporaceae. Gene Ontology annotation, cellular component: PAM complex, Tim23 associated import motor. The transcript has 2 exons. Bases 285 to 1010 code for a protein of 241 amino acids.
AAAUGGCCGAACGGAUGAGUCAGCAGCCUCCGAGCAAGAUGAAGAAAUGACGUCUCGCCAACGUUGAGCGCAUUCGAAAAAUCCUCCGGAUCAAGAGCUGCAACAGUCUGGGUUGUUGUAAGACACGAAGCGCAGAGCAAACCCAAUCCGGCGACGACAGUGCAGGACGCUUCUCCGCAAUCGCCAAGGCCCGCAAUCUGCAGCUACUGACAUCGAAGUGGAAAGUUCGCGGUACGAUUGCGACCUCACGACGCCGCCCCACCGUUGUCCAAGACACGUCCACGAUGCUCACACGAAGUGCACUGUGCCCAGCGAGGGCCUUUGCCAACCGCUUCCCACCCUCGAUACUGGCGCCCUCAUCCACCGCCGCCGCGACUUCCUUCUCCACAUGCACACGACCAAGCACGCUCCCACAACAACAGCGCAACAGUCCGACCACCGCCUCUCGCACCACGUUUCCCAGCAGACUGAUAGUGCGCUAUGCAUCGACUGCGCCCGCACAGCCCGUAGCCAACAACUCGCCCAGCGCACAACCUCAACUCACAUGGAACGCCUUCUUCGCCCUACGCCGCACGCGCCGGAGAAUCGGCCAGGCCUGCUCGGGAGUGGGCGCGGUGGGCGUGACGUACUUUGGUCUCACCACCAUGAUCAACAAUGGCUAUGACGCGACCCUCUCGGCCCAACUUGGCGGCUUCGAUCCCUUCAUGCUCAUGGGACUGAGCACCUUGGGCAUGAUGGCUGUGGGAUGGCUCAUUGGGCCUAUUUUCGGCAACCAGGUCUUCAAUCUGGCUUACAGGGGUGUGCUGGGCGAAUUCACGCGGAAAGAUUCGGCCUUCUUCAACCGCAUCAAGCGCCACCGCGUCGACCCUACUGCCUCUUCGCUGGCGAACCCUCCACCGGAUUACUACGGCGAGAAGAUUGGUAGCGUUUCUGGAUACAGACGGUGGUUGAAGGACCAGCGUGCGUUCAACCUCAAGACGGGCAGAUACCGGGCGACCAAGGCUUUGUAGAGUGUUCGAACGGCCACGAGCUGCAGAUUGUACAGCUCGAGUAUCAAACUACCAAUGUCGAGCCACAUACCCAUCCGGUGCAGCAAUGCCUGGAGUACAGGAAAGAGCAGGCGGGAAUGGAGCAUGGUCUUGGAAUUCUGUGAGUGGCAGACGUCAGGAGUACAUGAGCGAGCAGGUAGUAGGUGACACGCUCUUCUGUUUCUUACCAUGUGUCAAAAUAUCCGAGCGACGAUUCCAUCAUCGCACCCUCGCAUCUCAACCCACUAUGUGUUUUCAUAUGUUCCACCAGAGAAACGAACUUCAGACAUGCAUGUAUGUAUAUGUACAUUCCACCUACCAGAUGAAUCGCAUCUCCAUUUUACGAACCCACAAAAAGGGAGAGCACUACAGCCUCGCCCUCCUCCUCACCCCCUCC